AUGUUGUCUUCGUCUCGAUCAUAUAUUCGAAUUUGUGAAUUGACGUUUCGGGCACUCGUUGAACUGCAGGCCAGCAGUGAUAUAAAAGCGCAGUUGAGGGAGUUGUACGUCGUCGGAGCAAAGGAAAUAGAGGUUGGAAGCCGCAAGGUGAUUAUCGUGCUCGUUCCUUUCCCGCAGUUAAAACCUUAUCAGAAGAUUCAGCUGAGAUUAGUGAGGGAACUUGAAAAGAAGUUCAGCGGAAAACAUGUGGUGUUCAUUGCCAAGCGAAAGAUUCUACCCAAACCAAAGAGGGGUAAGAAGAAGAAAGUUCAGAAACAGAAGCGACCUAGAAGGUUUAGUUCGUAA
Molecule: messenger RNA, 345 nt
Organism: Soboliphyme baturini
Lineage: Eukaryota; Metazoa; Nematoda; Enoplea; Dioctophymatida; Soboliphymatidae
Source: the annotation of a GenBank genome assembly